AUUCAUUCAUUCCUUUGUGUUCUUAAUCUUUAUAUAUUCUGCAGAUAUUACAUCCUAUACUGGAGAGAAAUGGGUGGCUUUGCUUUAAGCUUAGGUUUUCUGUUACUGGUUUCUCUCUUUCAGACAUGUUUACUCGAAAAUGUUGCUGUUACUGAUUCUUCUCCAGGUUUUAGGAAACCAAGAGAAGCAUUCGAAAUCAUCAUCGGUGGCGGCAUCAUCAUCGGCGGCGGCUGUCCCCCGGAAGCUCCUCCGCCUCCGCCUCCUGAACCCCUGUGCCCUCCCCCUCCGCCGCCGCCUCCUCCUCCUGAGCCCCUUUGCCCUCCCCCUCCGCCACCACCUCCACCACCUCCGCUGUUUGAAAACUCUCGCCUUGAGAUUGCCUAUUAUACAAUUCAGAGGUUCAAGAAGAAAAUCACGUAUGAUCCGUUGGGCGUUAAAAACACUUGGAACGGGGUUGAUAUAUGCAAGUACAGAGGGUUCGAUUGCGCCGUCGUCCCUAGUUACAAUGUGACGGCGCUAGCGAUUGUGAACUUCAAUCAGUUCUGUUUUGACGGCCCUGAACUCACCAUUGACGGCUUCAUAGAUGGACUACCGGACGUCACCAUUUUCCACGCGAAUUCCAACAAAUUCAAAGGCAAAAUCCCUAAGAACAUCGCCAAGCUUCCUUACCUCUACGAGCUUGAUCUCAGCAACAAUGGCUACACCUCCGAGUUCCCGUACGACGUCCUCGGCGCAACCAAUCUCACAUUCCUCGACCUCCGGUUCAACCAAUUCUCCGGCACGGUUCCGCCGCAGGUGUUCACCCUAGACGUCGACGUCCUCUUCAUUAACAACAACAAUUUCCUGCAGAGCCUGCCGGAAAAUCUCGGCUCCACUCCGGCGCUUUACCUAACCCUAGCCAACAACAAAUUCUCCGGCCCGAUUCCGGCAAGCUUAGGCAAAGCCUGCAACACACUGCGGGAAGUUCUCUUCCUGAACAACCAGUUGACCGGCUGUUUACCGGACGAGAUCGGACGGCUGAAAAAGCUCACCGUUUUCGACGUCAGCAAAAACCAUUUGACCGGCCCAAUACCCAACUCGUUUGCCUGUUUGUUCGUGAUUGAAGUCCUGAACUUGGGCCGGAACCAGUUCUGCGGCCCAAUACCCGAACGGGUUUGCAAGCUGCCCAAUUUGGGCAACUUUACAUUGUCCAACAACUUCUUCAACGAGAUUGGGCCGAUCUGCAAGAGCCUGAUAGAUAAAAAGGUGCUUGAUGUGAGCAAUAAUUGCAUUCCUGGGCUUCCGAACCAAAGGCCCAAAUGUGACUGCGAUGCGUUUUAUGCGAAGCCCAGAAAGUGUAAGUCAAUGGGCCGGACCUAUUGUGGGCGUGAACAACUUGGAUCCGAAAGGAAGACCGCUAUUCCACCGGCUGCCUCCCCAUUGUCUUAUAAUACUCUAAAACCACAUUGAUUGUUAUUAUCUCCAACAAGUAUAAAUAAGUGUCAUAUCUUAGUGAUGCCCUUAAUUGUAUAUCUAUCGGUUUCAUUUGUAGUCUUUCUAUUGAAUAAGUUUUAAGCAUUGAUUUACUUAACCAGUA
Molecule: messenger RNA, 1576 nt
Organism: Ipomoea nil (Japanese morning glory)
Lineage: Eukaryota; Viridiplantae; Streptophyta; Magnoliopsida; Solanales; Convolvulaceae
Exons: 1
Coding region: 70-1449 (459 amino acids)
Molecular function (GO): protein binding
Source: RefSeq, a predicted model, not a curated record